CUCUCUCUCUCUCUCUCUCUCUCUCAAGGGAAGUGCAGGAAGUAUAGCAGCUCAGACACAUUCAGACUCAGCCAUCAGACUGCACUUCCCUUAUCCUCACUUUCUCCUCAUCCCUCCAUUCAUCGUUCUCCCGACCAAUUCCAGUAAUCUCUGUCUCUUUCCCUCUUGUCACUCCCCCUCAGCACUGUCUGUCUCUCCUGUUUCCAUCUCUUUGAUCGACUUUGACUAAGUUUAAAGCAUGGGCUGUGGGAAUUCCACCUCUGCCAGCACAGCUGCAGGUCCAUCUGAGUCAGCCAAAGAUGUCCCAUUGGAUCAUCUCUUGGUUCUGUUCUGGUUCUGGGCCCACAGGCAAGACGAUUCAUCUAUGGAUGAUGAAAAGAGGAGGAACUAUGGUGGAGUGUAUGUGGGCUUACCUGCAGACCUCAGCAACGUGGCUACCGGACAAACACCCUCCACACACAAAGAAUAAUGAUAUUCAGAGCUGAAGGCACAGAUGAAGGGCUUUCCGGAGGGAAUUUUGGCUGAAAAGUGCUGUGUAAUAAUCUCAACAGGACGCAAUUUUCUUCAUCGGUGAUUGGCUCGCUGGGACAUGCUGGAAUCCUCUGAGAGCCAAUCAUCUAAUUGAACUCUCUGGAAACUGGAACUCAGAAUUAGUUCUGAUGACAAGGUCAGAGGUCAAAGACAAAUCUGAUAAUGUUAGCAUCACUCAGCUACCAGCACCUUGUUUCUCAGGACAAUGACACACAGGUGUUAAUGACAAUCACAGAGCAAUGAAGAUGCUGUAAAUGUGUCUCUGAGCUCAAACCUUUCCCCUCACAAUGUUGCUCUCUGUGUCACAUGUUUAUUAAGAGGUUUCACAAGAUGUUUUCAAGUGGGUAAUGGGACUCUUAAGGCACUUUUUAUGCACUUAUGAGUCUGUGUUUUUGUUUUUUCACUCUUUCAACAUGAUUCACAUCCUUUCAGACACUCUUCUCUAGUCUUAACAAUAAGCAUGUAUUAGAAAAAUCCAUUUGGUGAGUGUCAUGUUUGCAAGAUGACUAAAGUAGUACAGUACAUGAAGUGCCUUUGAAGGAGCUUGUUGCUGGUCUAUCAGGUGAGUCCUCAAGCCCUGUACUGUCUUCUGGAGGUGAAAUCAAGGAUUAUGUGUUUGUGAUUUGGUUUAAAGUCCCUCCAUCUCGGUAAUCCAAUUAGAGUGACCCAGUGAGAGCCUCUCAAGAACAAGUUUUAAAAUGAGUGUGUCUGUGCUAGCAGUGCUUGACCUGAGAGAACUCCGAGGACUGCGUAAGUAGGCUAGUGCUCACACAUUUCAGCAUCAGGUCAGCUGGAACACACACACUCCUGGGACACAGGGGAAAAGAGAUGAGGAGAGAAAGACAGAGAGUGAUAGAAAGAAAGGGACUGCUUGAGCCAGACUGUGUCACAGUGGGUGCUGAAUGAGGGAUCCUGAGGGAUGGCAGGAUGUGAGCCGACACUGUGACACGGGUUCUAGCUGAACUCCCAUGACUAC
Messenger RNA from Cyprinus carpio (common carp), 1507 nucleotides. Its product is annotated as overexpressed in colon carcinoma 1 protein homolog. Lineage: Eukaryota; Metazoa; Chordata; Actinopteri; Cypriniformes; Cyprinidae. Bases 239 to 469 code for a protein of 76 amino acids. The record is from RefSeq and is a predicted model, not a curated record. The transcript has 5 exons.